Pipistrellus kuhlii (Kuhl's pipistrelle) is the source of this 1962-nucleotide messenger RNA. It is a transcript of the gene PDSS2, whose product is annotated as decaprenyl diphosphate synthase subunit 2. Gene Ontology annotation, cellular component: nucleoplasm; mitochondrion; extracellular exosome. Gene Ontology annotation, molecular function: long-chain fatty acyl-CoA binding; prenyltransferase activity. The transcript has 2 exons. NCBI's taxonomy places the organism in Eukaryota, Metazoa, Chordata, Mammalia, Chiroptera, Vespertilionidae. The record is from RefSeq and is a predicted model, not a curated record. Gene Ontology annotation, biological process: ubiquinone biosynthetic process; palmitic acid biosynthetic process; acyl-CoA metabolic process. Bases 281 to 1720 code for a protein of 479 amino acids.
CAGGCCGCAUUCCCCGCCUCCAAAUAUGGCGUCCCCCAUUUAGGUAUCCGCCGUGGUUUCUACCCCAACGGUCCGGGGGCAGUGCUGAGCCAGGGCAAUUGCCUAAUCUAGACUGGGCUGCAGAAAGCUGCCUUUCCAGUUCGCUGCUGGUUACGGCUUCCGGAACCCACGCACCUGUGCGGGCCCAGAGUCGCCGAUCCCUUCUAGUCCCUGCCUCUUCCUCCUCUGCCCCUUGGUUAGUUUCCCUUCGCUACCUCCGGGCAGACCCAGACUCAAAACUAUGAGCCUUCCGCCACUGCUGAUGCGCUUGCCCCGCCGACUCCGGGCGUCGGGACCCCCGCGCCGCCUGUGGUGGUCCCCGUCCCUCCGCACCCUCUCGGUGGGCUCCUGGCGGGCUCAGUCCUCCAAGGCCCCGGCCUACUGGAACCAGGUGGUGUCCGAGGCGGAGAAGAUCGUGGGCUAUCCCACGUCCUUCAUGAGCCUCCGCUGUCUCCUGAGCGACGAGCUCAGCAACAUCGCUAUGCAGGUGCGGAAGCUGGUGGGCACUCAGCACCCGCUGCUUACCACAGCCAGGUGGUCAUGGGCCCCUCCUUCCUUCUCCAUGGCACGACCCAGGCUCAUUCAUUCCCGGAGGGGACUGCCAGACACCUGCGCUCUCCUGAAGCCACCCAUCGCCACCGCCGCCACCACCACCACUGCCAGCAUUACGGGCCCCACCGGAGAGACCCCAUCCGCCCUCCAGAUCUGCCGGAUCAUGCAUCCCGACGAUGCCAACGUGGCCGGCAACGUGCACGGAGGGACCGUCCUGAAGAUGAUCGAGGAGGCGGGGGUCAUCAUCAGCACCCGGCACUGCAACAGCCAGAACGGGGAGCGCUGUGUGACCGUCCUGGCCCGGGUGGAGCGCACGGACUUCCUGUCGCCCAUGUGCAUCGGCGAGGUGGCGCACGUCAGCGCAGAGAUCACCUACACCUCCAAGCACUCGGUGGAGGUGCAGGUCCACGUGAUGUCUGAGAACAUCCUCACGGGUACCAAAAAGCUGACCAAUAAGGCCACCCUGUGGUACGUGCCCCUGUUGCUGAAGAACAUGGACAAGGUCCUGGAGGUGCCUCCGGUUGUGUACCCCCGGCAGGAGCAGGAGGAGGAGGGCCGCAGGCGCUACGAGGCCCAGAAGCUGGAGCGCAGGGAGACCAAGUGGAGGCACGAGGACAUCGUCCAGCCCCGCCUGAACCCAGGGCCGAACACGGUCAGCUACAGCCAGUCCAGCUUGAUCCACCUGGCGGGGCCUUCAGACUGCACGCUGCAUGGCUUCAUGCACGGAGGUGUCACCAUGAAGCUCAUGGACGAGGUGGCGGGCAUCGUGGCCGCGCGGCACUGCAAGACCAACAUCGUCACCGCUUCUGUGGAUGCCAUUAACUUCCACGACAAGAUCAGAAAAGGCAGUGUCAUCACCAUCUCGGGGCGCAUGAACUUCACGAGCAAUAAGUCCCUGGAGAUCGAGGUCCUGGUGGACGCCGACCCUGUGCUGCACAGCACGCAGCGGCCCUACCGGGCCGCCAGUGCCUUCUUCAACUUCGUGUCCCUGAGCCAGGACGGCAGGUCGCUGCCGGUGCCCCAGCUCGUGCCUGAGACUGAAGAAGAGAAGAAGCGCUUUGAGGAAGGCAAAGGGCGGUACCUGCAGAUGAAGGCGAAGCGGCAGGGCCAGGUGGAGCCUCGGCCCUAGACGCCUCCUCCCUCUGCUGGGCUCAGAGCAGCCCAGCACUCCAUCACUUAGAAGUUACCCCCUUGGCCGAAAACCCACUUCCCAUUGAGAGCUGGUGUGGUGUGCAGUAUUUGUCUCACAGUGUUAACCUGUCUUCCUUGCUCACAGCAUUGUCCUGUCCCGACAAUCUCUUAGCGCUGGGGAGCAUUCCGCAGUGCAGUCUGUCAGGACUCCAGCCUCACUAAUAAAGCUGCUGUUCACCU